Oreochromis aureus is the source of this 1614-nucleotide messenger RNA. RefSeq lists its product as uncharacterized. NCBI's taxonomy places the organism in Eukaryota, Metazoa, Chordata, Actinopteri, Cichliformes, Cichlidae. The coding region runs from base 1 to 1614 and encodes 537 amino acids. The transcript has 4 exons. The record is from RefSeq and is a predicted model, not a curated record.
AUGCCAAACAACAAGCAGGUGGCUCAGCAGAGGGCGCAAUAUCUGCUAAAACGGUUUCAGAAAGAUCAGUUAUUCUUUGAAGAAUACAACGAAUUCAUGCACAAUGUUAGUAUGGAGGGACAUUCGGAAAUCAUACCACAAGAACAGUUGAAGCAUGAGGAAGGAAAGGUGUGGUAUAUACCUCAUCAUGGGAUCUACCACCCCCGCAAGAAAACACUGCGUGUUGUGUAUGAUUGUGCUCCAACAUUUGCUGGAACAUCACUGAACAAAGAGCUAUUACAAGGCCCAGAUUUGACUAGCACUUUAUUAGGUGUGCUGAUUCGCUUUCGGCAGGGUCCAAUAGCGCUUAUGACAGACAUUAAAGGGAUGUUUCAUCAGAUCCCAGAGGAAAAUAGAGCCACAGGUGUAAAGAUGCUGGACCUUAGUCGGGAUCAGCUACCCACAGAAAGAGCUCUCGGUGUGCAAUUGGAUAUUGAACAUGAUGUUUUCACAUUCAGUAUUGUGAACAAGAACAAACCACUUACAAGAUGUGGUAUUCUGUCCAAUGUCAGCUCAAUUUACGACCCUUUGGGUUUCUUAGCUCCAGUCAUUCUGCCUGCAAAACAAAUUCUGCAACAUCUAUGUAAACUGAGGUUUGGCUGGGAUGAGACAAUACCAGCAGAAAUGGCACAAACUUGGCAAAAAUGGGUUGAGGAUUUAGUUCUUCUUAACAAGUUUAGUAUUAGUAGAUGUGUCACACCCAAAGGAUUUGGAGAGAUAAAAAGUGCACAGCUGCAUCACUUUUGUGAUGCCAGUGAAACUGGGUAUGGUGCUGUAUCAUAUCUUAGGCUAUCUAAUAGCAAGCAGGAAGUGUGUGUUUCCUUUAUUAUUGGUAAAGCAAGGGUGGCGCCGUUAAAACAAGUCACCAUCCCACGUCUUGAGCUGGCUGCUGCAGUUUUAGCUGUGCGCUUGGACAAAAUGCUAUCAGUUGAACUCAAUCUUAAUCUGAGUGAGUCAGUCUUUUGGUCUGACAGCACAACUGUGCUACAGUACAUUGCAAACACAACCACACGGUUCAAAACGUAUGUAGCUAAUAGAGUUUCUAUCAUUCAUGCUUUGACAAAAGUUGAGCAGUGGAGGUACAUCAGUUCAAAACUGAAUCCAGCUGAUGCAGCCUCUCGAGGAAUGACAGUUUGCUGUUUCCUGAAAUCUUCCACCUGGAUCAGUGGUCCAGAAUUUCUCAGUAAACCUGUUGUUCACUGGCCUGUAGGCAAGAAUUAUGUAUCUGUCCAUUUGGAAGCUGACCCAGAAAUAAAAGGGGAGGGCCUGAUGUGUGCAGCUGUGCUGAAAGAAGAUGUCUGUCCCACUACUAAGCUGCUGUUGUACUUCUCCAGCUGGACAAAAUUAAAAAGGAGAUUCAUCUGCCGCAGAGGACAAGUCAAGGAAAUCCGGUCAGACAACGGAACCAACUUUGUCAGCUCAAAUCCUGCGCCAAGAAAUUCUUGGCCCAUUGGCCGCAUCACUGAAACCAUGGCCGAUGCACACGGAGUAGUUCGCCGUGUUAGAGUUAAAACACGAACAAAUGAGCUAGAGAGGCCAAUCAACAAAAUAUGUCUCCUGGUGGAGGCCAUCUAG